Gracilinanus agilis (Agile Gracile Mouse Opossum) is the source of this 1164-nucleotide messenger RNA. It is a transcript of the gene PRR19, whose product is annotated as proline rich 19. The coding region runs from base 1 to 1164 and encodes 387 amino acids. The record is from RefSeq and is a predicted model, not a curated record. NCBI's taxonomy places the organism in Eukaryota, Metazoa, Chordata, Mammalia, Didelphimorphia, Didelphidae. The transcript has 3 exons.
AUGGAGCACCGGGGGCUGGCCCCCCGACCAGUGCAGCAGGCUGACCGGUCGGGCCGCGUCCGGCACCGGAGGACCAAGCGGGAGCGGAACCAGGCCAGGGCCAGCAGAGGCCCCAGUGCUGGGGGGCCCCGGGUACCCCGGGCUCGGCCUAGGUGCUCACUGGCCCACAGGGACCCAACUCUGGGCCCCCCUGCACCCCAGCCUGUGAUCAUCACCCAGGGCCGGCUGAGCCGGGCACACCGGGGCCUCCUGGGCAAGGAGGUGAAGUCCCUGAAUGUAGACCGGCUGCUGAGUGGCCUGGCUGAGGAGGUGAGCAGCCCCCCAGCCAGGGAAACCCCAGCCCCUGAAAUAGCAGCAACCGCAGUGACAGCAACAGCGGCAGCAACAGCAGCAGCAGCAGCAGCACCCCUGCCCGUAGCCUGGGAUGAGGAGCCCACCCAAGGGCUUCCACCAAAGGGCAAAGAGAAUGAAGCUCCUGGAGGGCCUACCCCGGAGCUCCCCAGCCCUCGAACACUGCUGGAGGAACUUCAAGGGCAGCUGCAUCUUCCCGGAGCCUUCCCCAGGCGCAGCCUGGUCCAGGAAGCCCGAGCAGAGAUAAUCGGGGCCCUGUUGGCCCACAACGGGGAGCUGCCUGACCUUAGCCAGGUCCUUAGGGGCCUCAGGGAGCAGGGAGCAGGGCCAGAACCUCAGAGCCCAGAGGAAUGGCAGAUGGUGCCCCAAGAUCGAGAACCCCCUGAUCAGCAGGCUCUGAUGGAGAGCAGGAGGAGGAGGAGGAGGAAGGGGAAAAGGGAACUCAUGUUUACCUUGGGAGCUACCCCAAGCCCACCUUCCACUGAGAAGAGCCUGGUGCUGCCCCCGGACCCAUGGGUCCCCUCGCCCUCACCCCCACCCCUACCCCUUGGAUCUGAGCGUGGAGAGACUACUUGGGGCCCUCAGACAUCAUUUGAUGUCCUGAAGAGCAUCUGGCUGCCUGCUACCCCACCAACGUGUGCCCCACCGUGGCAGUGGGGAGCCGGGGGGACUGACCACCCACCUGCUUGCUUACCUAACUCAGAGGCCCUGGACUGGAGCCCUAGCCCCCCAGCCCCAAUGCCUGGACUGCCCUGGUUUGUGUCCAGGAGUAGCCCAGAGCCCUGGACUUUCCCCCGGAUGAGGCUUUACUGA